This is a messenger RNA of Aphidius gifuensis, 5404 nucleotides long. RefSeq names its product diacylglycerol kinase zeta-like. The record is from RefSeq and is a predicted model, not a curated record. The coding region runs from base 1144 to 5280 and encodes 1378 amino acids. The transcript is spliced from 6 exons. Gene Ontology annotation, biological process: intracellular signal transduction; lipid phosphorylation; diacylglycerol metabolic process. Gene Ontology annotation, molecular function: protein binding; ATP-dependent diacylglycerol kinase activity. Lineage: Eukaryota; Metazoa; Arthropoda; Insecta; Hymenoptera; Braconidae.
UUUAUUAUUUUUUUUUAAAUUAAUUUAAAACAACACGUCGUGGUUGUUGAUGUCAAGUAGAAAAAAUAAAAAAUUUAACCAUGUGAUAGUCAUAAUUGAGGGUGGUGAUUUUUAGGGUGGUUUUAUUUUAUUUUAUUUUAUUUUAUUUUAUUUCAUUUCAUUUCAUUUUAGUGGGAUAAUAAAAAUAACAAGUUGUGAAAAAUUUAUUAAAUUAAAUUUAAAAUAUGUGGUUUUAUUUAAAAUAUAUUGUGAAAUUAUUAUAUUAAUUAUAUAUGAUUAACAAAACAAUAAUAAGAGUGCUGAAUAUAUACCUAUAUAUUUUUUUUGUGAGUCAAUAAAACGGGUGGAUGGGAAAUAAAGUUACGGGACUGGUUACGAUCGAUGGUGCUCUCUCAACAUAACAACUGGCAACUGAUAUUGUGAUGAUCCACAUAUUAUCAUCAUCCAGCUGCCAAAAAUAAUUAUAAAUAAAUUUAAAGACAAUUUUAAUAUAAUAUAUAUGACCAAAAUCAAUUGACUUAUUUUUUCAUUAACAAAAUAAUGAAAUGCAAUAUAAAAAAUUCUUUACAAUUUAUGAAAUUUGAUUAUUAUUGAAAUAUCUUUUGUUGAUAUUAUUUUAUGGAUAUUCUAUUUUAGUCUAUUCAAAAUCAACAAUAAAUUAUAAAAUAUUUCAUCACCUUUUGAUGAUUAAUUAAUUUAGUCUAAAUUUAAUCAUUGGUAUAGUCAAAGUGCAAUAUAUAAAAAUAAUAAAUAUCAUGAUGAUGAUGAUGAUGAUGACUUUGACGUGAUGCAUUAAUAACUUGUUCAAUCACUUGAACUAGUAGUAUAUGUACAUGAAUAAUAUAUAUUUAAAUAAAAAUAAUUGACCCAAAUAAUUUUAAUUGAUGAAAUUAAAAAUAAUCAACAUUAAUAAUAAUAAUAAUCAUAUCCUCCCUUCUUGGUCUAACUGUUUACCUUUAAAUUGACCAGUUAGAAUGGGCCUCAGUUGCCUUACAAAAACAUUCAGCAUUGCUGAUAAAUUAUAUUAUUUAUUAAAUAUAAUAAUAUUAUAUAAUUUAAUGUUAAUUAAUAAAAAAAUAUUGCCUGGUGUAAUAAAUAAACACCAGACAACAAAAAUAAUAAUAUUAAAUAAUUAUAUUGAGAAUGCAGAGAUUGCGUUCGACCUUCAAAAGGUCGCGCACACCGACGGGGGCGGAAAUGAAAUCACAAUCAAGUUUAGAAGUACCAAAACAAAUACGUUCAGCAUCAUUCGAUGAAAUACAACUUGAAGCAAAACGUCAAGAUGAACAAUUGUCAUCAUCAUCAUCAACAACAACAACAACAACAACACCAUCAACAUCAAAAUUAAGUGAAAAAAAUCGUACAUCAACACUUCGUGUACCAAAAAGUGGACAAAGAUCAAAAUCAUUUGAUAUUUAUGAAAAAACAUCAUUAAUACCAUCAUCACCAUCAGCAAGAUCAUCUGGUUCAUCUGGUUCACGUAAAAGUGAUACAUCAUCAUUGGCACAAUACACCGGCUGUUAUCAUUGUGCAUGUGUUAAAGCAUACAAAGCUCAAUUUUUAAAUAGAGAUAAUGACAGUGAUAGUGAUUUAAAUAAUGAUCCUUAUAUUGAUUACGAUUAUCAUGAUGAUGACGAUGAUGAUGAUGAUCAAGAUAACAAUGACAAUCAAGAAGAAGACGAUGAUGAUGAUGAUAAUAAUUAUCAAAGUAGUUAUGGUAUUAAUUAUCACGUUGAUAAUUAUGGCCAUGAUGAUGACGAUGAUGAUGAUAAUGAUGCUGCUUAUGAAGAUAUUGAUGAUGAUGUUAGUUUACCAAUUGACGAUUCAAUUGAAUCUGAUGAAAAACAUGAAAAACAUGAAAAACAUGAAAAACAACCACGUGAUAGUAGUAGUCCAGAAAUACGUGUGACAUUAAUAAAUUUUGAUGAUAAUAAAAUUAAAAAAAAAAAUAUAACAAUACCAAAUGAUUAUUAUCCUGGUGGUGGUAUUGAUAGACCAAGAAGAUUAUCACGUCAAGAAGCUGUUAUAUCAUUUCCACUCGAGUUACCAUCUAUAAAUGCUCCAGAUGAUGAUAAUGAUGAUGAUGAUGAUAAUAAUAAUAAUAAUAAUGUUUGUAAUAAAAAUGGUGUUUAUAAUGAGGAUGAUGAUGAUGAGGAUGAAGAUGGCGAUGAUGAUGAUGGUGAUGAUGAUGACGAUGACGAUGAUGAAGAUGAUGGUGGUAAUAAUAACAAUAAAUUUAAACUUGUUGUUGGUGAUAUAUUUUUAACAGUACCAGAAUUAAAAAGAGACAGAGCAGCAUCAGUUGAUUCAUGUUUUAAUAAUAAUAAAAAUAAUAAAAGUGAUUGUAGUAAUUCAUUAGCUGUACCACAACAAAAUACAAGAUCAAAAAGUGUUGAUAUUGUAUUACCAACUGAUCAACAAACAAGAUAUACAGCAUUAUUACCAAACAAGGAUCAACGUACCAGAGGAGGAAAAGAAGAGAGACCAGCAGCAAGUGGCGAUAGAGAGCUACGAACAACACCAGAUUGGGGACCAGGUUCAAUUAAUGGAGAGCAUCUCUGGGUAUCAACAAACGCCUCUGGUGAUUUUUGCUACGUCACAGAUUGCUCGAAACAUGGAGAAAGAUUAAAAUGUGCAGCAUGUCGUGUAUCUGCUCACAAAUAUUGUUUACCAAAAUUAGAUUUUGAUUGUAAAGCUGGUUAUCGUGAUGUUGGUGUACGUCAAUAUCGUGAACAAACAUCAACAGAUCAUCAUUGGGUACAUCGUCGUUCACAAAAAGGAAAAUGUACAAAUUGUUCAAAAUCAUUUCAAUCAAAAUUAAGUUUUAGUUCAAAAGAAAUUGUUGCUGUAAUAUGUAGUUGGUGUAAAUUAGCAUAUCAUAAUAAAGAAGCAUGUUUUAAUGUUGAUAAAGUUGGUGAAAAUUGUGAACUUGGUUUACAUAAAUCAAUUAUUGUACCACCAUCAUGGAUAUUAAAAUUACCAAGAAAAGGAAGUUUUAAAAGUAGUUUAAGAAAAUCACCAAAAAAAAUUAAACAAUCAUCAAGUGCUAGUGGUGCAAGUGGUGGUGCAAGUGGUAGUGGUAGUUGUACAACAACAUCAAAACGUAAAAAAACAAAAAAAGAUAAUAUCAAUCAAGAUAAUAAUAAUGAUAAAAAAAGUGUUGUUGCUGUUGAUUAUAAUACAGUAUGGAUGAUUAAACCAAUACCAUCAUUAACUGUACAUCCAUUAUUGGUAUUUAUAAAUCCAAAAUCAGGUGGUAAUCAAGGUGCUAAAUUAUUACAAAAAUUUCAAUGGUUUUUAAAUCCACGUCAAGUAUUUGAUUUAACACAAGGUGGACCACGAAUGGGAUUAGAAUUAUUUAAAAGAGUACCAAAUUUACGUGUAUUAGCAUGUGGUGGUGAUGGUACUGUUGGUUGGGUAUUAUCAAUUAUUGAUUUAAUUGAUAUAUCACCAUCACCAGCUGUUGGUGUAUUACCACUUGGUACUGGUAAUGAUUUAGCACGUUCACUUGGUUGGGGUGGUGGUUAUACUGAUGAACCAAUAACAAAAAUACUAACACAUCUUGAUGACAGUGGUAUUAGAUUACUUGAUAGAUGGUCAUUAAAAGUAACACCAAAUCCAGAAGGUAAAAAUGAUGAUACAACUGGAAGAGUUAAAGAUAAUUUACCAUUAAAUGUUGUUAAUAAUUAUUUUUCACUUGGUGUUGAUGCACAUAUUGCACUUGAAUUUCAUGAAGCAAGAGAAGCCAAUCCAGAAAAAUUUAAUUCACGUAUGAGAAAUAAAGUUUUUUAUGGACAAAUGGGUGGUAAAGAUUUAAUUGUAAGAAGAUGGAAAGAUUUAUCUGAUUAUGUUACACUUGAAUGUGAUGGAAUUGAUAUAACACCAAAACUCAUUGAACAUCGUGUACAUGCUAUUGUAUUUUUAAAUAUUUCAUCAUAUGGUGGUGGUACACGUCCAUGGGCACCAAUGCCAGACACCAAAGAACCAUCAACUGAUGAUGGUUUAAUUGAAGUUAUUGGAUUAACAACAUUUCAAUUACCAUUAUUACAAGCUGGUGGACAUGGUACACCCCUGGCACAAUGUAGUAGAGCUGUAUUAUCAACAAAAAAAACCAUUCCAAUGCAGGUUGAUGGAGAAGCCUGUCGUGUGUUGCCAUCGAUAAUUGAGAUGAAUCAUUUAAAUAAAGCAACAAUGCUAACAAAACGUAGAUCAACACGUAAAUCACAUCAAAGUAUUGAUGUUAAAUUAGAAAAUUUAACUUUACCAUUAAUGAAAAUAAAAAUGUCUGAUUAUGAAGCAUAUAAUUCUGACAAAGAUCGUUUAAAAAAAACAGCAAUUAGAUUAAAAACAGAACCACUUGAACUUGAAGCAACAACAGAUCUUGAAACAUUACGUAAUAUAUUAUCAAAAGAAUUUCAAAUGGAUUAUUGUUGUUUUCUUGAUUCAUGUACUGCUGAAAGAUUUUUUCGUAUUGAUGUUGCACAAGAACAUUUACAUUAUGUCACUGAUGUUAUAUCAGAAGCAAUAUAUAUACUUGAAGAAGAUCCAAAUGUCAUUGCAGCAAUUAAAUCAGCACUUGAUGAUAAAAAUAAAGAUGAAGAAAUUAUUAAUCAAGUUAUACUACAACAACAAAAAAAAUUAACAAGUGAUUGCAAAAUAACAAGUGGUGAUAAACAAACAAGUACAUCACCAACAAAUAAAAAUCAAAAAACACCAACAAAAGAUAGUAAUAAUAAAUAUAAUCAAACUAAAACUUCACCAAAAGAAACAGCAUCAUCAUCAAAGUAUCUUAGUUCAGCUGAAAGAUUAUUUAGUUUAUCAGGAAAUGUUAAUACAACAACUUCUGGUUUAUUAGAAAAAACAACUGAUGGAAUUGUACAUUGUGCUAAAACUGGUGAUUUAAAAAAAAUUAAAGAUUAUCAUGACCGUGGAUAUUCUUUGAUGUCUAUUGAUUCAAAUGGUCAAACAGCAUUACAUAUUGCUGCUAAAAAUGGACAUCGAGAUAUUGUACAGUAUCUUAUUACUUGUGGACCACCAUCAAUGAUAAAUAUGCUUGAUAAUGACAAAGGACAAACAGCUUUACACAAAGCUGUACAACAUAAAAAUCGUUCAAUAUGUUGUAUGCUUGUUGCUGCUGGUUCAACAUUAAUUGUACGUGAUAAAUCUGGCAAAACACCAAGAGAUUAUGCAAAUGAAAUGGGUGAAACAAAUCUUGCAAUUUAUCUACAAAAUCAAGAAGAAUUUCAAAUGGUAGGAGGAAGUAUGCAAAAACUUCCUUGACCUCUUGAGGUUUGCUGAGGUUUUUCAUAAACGCCAAUUAAAAGUAUUUUUUAGAUUUUAAUUUUCACUAUUUUAAAAAUAAAAAAUAAAGUCUUAUUUUAUUUACCUCUUACAAAAAUACAUU